Messenger RNA from Trypanosoma grayi, 1209 nucleotides. RefSeq names its product acyl-CoA dehydrogenase. Gene Ontology annotation, molecular function: flavin adenine dinucleotide binding; medium-chain fatty acyl-CoA dehydrogenase activity. The record is from RefSeq and is a predicted model, not a curated record. The transcript has a single exon. Gene Ontology annotation, biological process: fatty acid beta-oxidation; medium-chain fatty acid catabolic process. Gene Ontology annotation, cellular component: mitochondrion. The coding region runs from base 1 to 1209 and encodes 402 amino acids. Lineage: Eukaryota; Euglenozoa; Kinetoplastea; Trypanosomatida; Trypanosomatidae.
AUGAUUCGGCGUACCUCGAGGGCCUUCGUGCGACGCAGCGUGUUGUGCCUCUCAUCGGCGUCGGCGCCCACAGCGGGCGGCAUCUCCUUCGAGCUGACGCCGCAGCAGCUGGAGGUGCAGGAGGUGGCGCACCGCUUCGCCGCGGAAAAGAUGCUGCCACUCGCUGCCAAGUACGACCAGACGAUGGAGUACCCACACGAGGUGUUCAAGGCGGCGUGGGAGCUGGGGCUCAUCAACAUGCACAUCCCGCAGGAGUACGGCGGCGUCGGCGCCGGCUGUGUGGACGGGCUGCUGGUACACGAGGAGCUGUCGUGGGCCUGCUCCGGUAUGAGCACGGCCUUCGAGGCGAACAGCCUCGCACAGGCCCCGCUCAUCAUCGCUGGCAACGAUGCUCAGAAGCGCAAGUACCUUGGCCGCAUGACGGAGGAGCCGCUCAAGUGCGCGUACUGCGUCACAGAGCCUGGCGCCGGCUCCGACGUUGCGGCGGUGGCGACGUCUGCAACGCGUCGCGGCGACGAGUGGGUGGUGCGCGGGCAGAAGAUGUGGAUCACCAACGGCGGCGUCGCCAACUGGUACUUCCUGCUCGCCAACUCCGCCGAUGGCCCCGUCGGCUUUGUCGUGGAUGCCGACACGCCCGGCAUCACGCCUGGGAAGAAGGAGAUCAACAUGGGCCAGCGCUGCAGUGACACGCGCGGCAUUCUCUUCGAGGACGUCGUUAUUCCCGACGCGAACGUCAUUGGGCGCCCUGGUGAGGGCUUCAAGAUCGCAAUGCGUGCCUUCGACUUUACGCGGCCACCGGUGGCCAUCGGCGCCGUUGGUGUGGCGCGGCGUGCGUUGGAGGAGGCGCGCGACUACGCCAAGCAGCGCAAGACGAUGGGGAAGUGCAUCGCUGACCACCAGGCGAUUGCGUUUAUGCUCGCUGAUAUGGCCGCGGCGAUCGAGGCGGCGCGCCUGCUGGCGUACCGCGCCGGGUGGGAGGUGGACCAAGGGCGGCCGAAUACAUUCUACGCGUCGUCGGCGAAGCUUCUCGCCGCAGAGACGUGUGAGCGGUGCGUGACGAAUGCGGUGCAGAUAUUCGGCGGCAAUGGGUUCAACACCGGCUACCCGGUGGAGAAGUUAUACCGUGACGCAAAGAUAUUCUCCAUCUACGAGGGGACGAGCCAGAUUCAGCGACUCGUCAUCAGUCGACUGGUGCUCGGGAAGCGCUGA